GGAUCCGCCGCCGCGAUGCCGCUCCACACACUUCUCCUCCUGUGCGUCUCGCUCGCGGGUUUCGCCUCCGCGCAGCCGGACAGCUCCGGGUUGUUCUACGCGCUGAGGUCCGACCUGUCCGAGGACGCGAUCCUGGUGGCCAACAACGGAGUGCGCGUGGCUUUCGGGAGAUCCGUGUUCAUCGACCCCAUCAACGAUCUGGUGAUCCAGACGCAGCCGGGGGAUCGAUGCAGCAUCACGGUCCUGGACAACGACCCGCUCUCGCAGAGACCCGGGCAUCUCUCCCCCAAAAAGUUUCUGUGUGAUUUCGGUCCCAACGACGUGACGUACUCACACUACGGCUCCAGGAGUCCGGCGAAAGACCGAGUGCGGCUGCAGCUCAGGUACGACGCGCCCACGGAGACCGUUAUCAUCCCCUUCAUGAUGGAGGUGGAAGUAGUUUUUACGCAGCUGGAGUUACUCACCAAAAACAUGCCCCUCACCGUGGACAACCUGAGGGGCAUCAGCCACCCCAUUGAUAAAAAGACUCUGGAGUUCACCUAUGACAGAGAAUCUCAUAGAUGUGAGGUGGCCUCCCUGUCCAGCGGCAGCGCUCUGCCCAGGUAUGGACGACUCAUCGACGGGGGGAAACUUUCCAAAAUGAUGGACUGUGAUGAAUUCACCCAGGCGGACAUCCGCUACGAGCACACGUUUGAGCGCCAGUCCCCCAACAGGGACUACGUGCCCAUGGUGGUGGAGCUGCACGAUAAAGAGGGCAACCUGGAGAAGCAGGAGUAUUUCCAUCUCAUGAUACGCAUCAAACAAGGGGAGGAGAACACCCCCCCCAAGCCCAGCUUCGUGUCCAUGAUGAUGAUGGAGGUGAGUCAGUUUGUCAUGACCGCCCUCACCCCGGAUAUGCUCGCCGCCGACGAUGCAGAGUCAGACCCGGAUGAGCUUAUCUUCAACAUCACCUCCCCGUUAUCGUAUGAGGAGGGAUACAUAGUCAGCACCGACGACAGGAACCUCCCCAUCACCUCCUUCUACCAGAGGGACCUGCGCGAUCUGAAAAUUGCCUACAAGCCCCCGUCCCUGGACUCGGAGACGGAGAGGAUUUUCCAGCUUGAGUUUGAGGUGGUGGACACGGACGGGGCCGUGUCGGACCCCUUCGCCUUCAUGAUCGUGGUGAAGCCCAUGAAUUCCUUGGCCCCCGUGGUGACACGCAACACGGGCCAGCUGCUGUACGAGGGCCAGUCCCGGGCCCUCUUCACCAGCCACAACUUGGAGAUCGCCGACGAGGACGACCUGGACGCGGUCACCAUCACCGUGGUGGACGGGCUGCGGCACGGAGACCUCACGGUUCUGGGCUCUCUCAGCAAGUUCUUCACCCCCACUGAUCUCACCACGGGAGUUGUGGUGUACCAGCACGACGGGAGCGACACGUACAGCGACAACAUUGUCUUCAAGAUGUCGGACGGGAAAAACGAGGUCGAAUUCCUUUUCCCCAUCACAGUCGUUCCCACUGAUGACGAGCCACCGAUUAUAAAUGCCAACACGGGCCUGGUGCUCUUCAAGAACCAGAUGAUGCUGAUUUCUCCCCUCAUGCUAAGUGCUGCUGAUAUUGACUCUGAGGACUCAACUAUUAAGUUCACCAUCGUCGCUCCCUUCUCCACAAUCGGCACAGUGUUCCUCAGACAGUCCGACGCCCCCGAGGAUCCCUCGUCCUGGAAGUUCAACGCCGAAGAUGAGGUUUACGAAAAGGAGGUGACCGAGUGGCUCCAGAAAGACAUAACUGACGGGAAGUUGUUCUACAAGCACACAGGCCCUCACAACACAGACACCAUCAUGGAUCAGUUCGUGUUCACGGUGCAGGAUGACAACGACCCCCCUAAUGAGUCAGGGCAAAAUGCUUUCAUGAUCCGAGUGUUGCCCAUCGAUGACGUCCCCCCGGUGCUGUUCCCCGGCACCACCAUUCAGAUGACGGUUCAGGAGUACAAGCUCACGCACUUCAGCAAGGAAGUUCUGCGCUACACCGAUUUAGACUCUGAGGACCGUGACCUGAAAUACACAGUUAUCCAGCCGCCGACAGACACGGACGAAAAUAACCCUGUUGGGUUCGGAUCCCUGGUUCUGACAGAGAGCCCAGACACCGAGGUCACAGAGUUCACGCAGGCUCAACUCAAUCAUCACAAGCUGUCCUACGACCCGCCGGAUGUGGAGCUGGGGAUCACAGCUCACGUGGUGCAGUUCCGUUACACCGUGGAAGACACAGCGGGGAACAGCGUGGAGGGGGCGUUCACUAUCUACCUGCAGCCCGUCAACAACAAACCCCCCGAGAUCACAAACACCGGCUUCACUGUGUUUGAACGUGGCAUGCACAUCAUCACCCUCGCUGAGCUGGACGCCGCAGACCUGGACACAGAGAGUGAACAGAUUACCUUCACUCUCAGCCAGCUGCCCAAACACGGCCAGGUCCAGGUGGCAUUCAGCGACUUGGAGAAAAAAGGGCUUUUCCGACUUGAGGACGUCUCAGAGGAGAAGAUAUCGUACAUUCACGGCGGGGAGGAGACGGUGAGCGAUGACUUUCAGCUGGACGUGAGCGACGGGUUCCAUGUUGUAACCGUGACGGUCAAAGUGAACGUGAGGCCCGUGGAUGAUGAGACUCCCACCAUCAGUCUGCCCGCGGGAACCAUCGGGUCUCACAUGGACGUGCUGGAAAACGGAGCCACAGAAAUCACCACUAACGUCAUCCAAGGCCACGAUGACGACACCGAUGACCUGGAGCUGACGUUCAUCGUGGAGGAUGCUCCACUGAUGGGCGAUAUACUGGUUAAAGGAGUGCCUGCCACCAGGUUUACACAGGCUGACAUCAUUAACGGUGUGGUGGUGUACGCACACACCAGCGGGGAGAUAGGCCUCGCAUCCCAGCACGACGGCUUCAAUCUGACUCUCACAGACAUGUCUGAUGAUUGGACGGUUGGUGGGAAUAAGGUCAACGGGGUCCACGUUCGAGUUACUAUUCUUCCCGUUGACAGCCAGGCCCCUGAGGUCGGAGUUGGGAUUCAAUUUAGUGUCCUGGAAGGGGAGAAGUACGCCAUCGGCCCCGAGCACUUGGAUGCAGACGAUAAUGACACUCCGACAGAUGAUAUCCUUUGCACCAUCAUUGUCCAGCCGACCACCGGCUAUGUGGAAAAUAUAUCACCGGCCCCGGGCUCAGAAAAAUCCAGAUCAGGGACUGCUAUCAGUGCUUUCACCGUCAGAGAUAUCAGAGAGAGGAACGUCUACUAUGUGCAGAGUAUCCACAAAGGAGUGGAGCCGGUGGAGGACAGGUUCACGUUCAGGUGCUCGGACGGCAUCAAUUUCUCAGAGAAUCUCUUCUUCCCUAUAAUUAUCAUCCCUGCAAAUGAUGAGAAGCCAGAGAUUUAUCUGAGAGAAAUAGUCGUCAUGGAGGGAAUGAACAUCGUCAUCGACACCCCCAUUCUGAACGGUGCGGAUGCCGAUGUUCCACCUGAGGAGCUGAUGUUCAUCAUCUCCAAACCGCCCAAACACGGCGUCAUCCUGAACCAGCUCCCCACGGGCUCGGUCCUGGUGACUAAUUUCACUUUGGAGCAGAUUAGGGAGGCGUCGAGCAUUAUUUAUGAGCACGAUGACUCAGAGACAACAGAGGACAGCUUUGAUGUGACUCUGACUGACGGAAAGUACUCUGUGCAGAAAACUGCCGUGGUCAUGAUUAUUGCAGUGGAUGACGAGACGCCCAGAAUGCUCAUUAACGACGGCCUGGAGGUGGAGAUCGGUGAAACCAAAGAGAUCAACAACAAAGCGCUGAAAGCGACAGACUUGGACUCAGACGAUAGUUCCCUCGCGUACAUCAUCCGCUUCGGGCCGGGUCAAGGUCUCCUGCAGAGGAAAACUCCCUCUGGGGCUUUGGAGAACAUCACACUGGGGAUGAACUUCACUCAAGCUGAUCUCGAUGCCGGGCUCUUGAUCUACACACACAGCGGACAGGAGGGCAUCCGAGACCUGGUGAAGUUUGACGUCACAGACGGAAUGAACCCGCUAAUCGACCGUUACUUCUACAUCACUGUGGGCAGCAUCGACAUGGUGUUCCCUGAUGUUGUCAGUAAAGGUGUGUCCCUGAGGGAAGGUGGCAGAGUGACCUUGACCACAGAUCUUCUCAGCACCACCGACCUCAACAGCCCGGAUGAGCACUUGGUCUUCACGGUGACGAGGGCCCCUGUGAGGGGCCACUUGGAGUGCACGGACACUCCCGGGAUGCCCAUCGUGUCUUUCACUCAACUGCAACUGGCCGGCAGUAAGGUCUACUACAUCCACACCUCAGACGACGAGGUGAAGAUGGACAGCUUCGAGUUUGAAGUCACUGACGGCUACAAUCCCAUCUUCAGGACAUUCAGAAUCUCCAUCGUGGAUGUUGACAACAAGAAGCCCGUCGUGACUGUAAAUAGUCUGUUUGUCACCGAGGGGCAGGUUAAGCUGAUUACACCGUUUGAGCUCACGGCUGAGGACCAGGACACGUCUGAGAAGAUGCUGAGAUUCACCGUCACCCAGCUGCCUGUUCACGGUAAACUCCUCUACAACCAGUCCACGCCCGUCACCAGCUUCACAAAACAAAACCUGAACGAAAACCUCAUCAGCUACAAACACGACGGCACGGAAUCAUCAGAGGACUCCUUCUCCUUCACUGUCACCGACGGCACGCACACCGACUUUUAUGUUUUCCCCAACACUGUGUUCGAGACUCGGCACCCUCAAACCAUGAAGAUCACCAUUGUGUCGCUGGACAACGGCGUCCCUCAGAUCGUGGUGAAUAAAGGCUCCCCCACUUUGAAGAUCUUGACCACGGGUCACCUGGGGUUCCCCAUCAGCUCCAAAGUGCUGAGGGCAGAGGACAGAGACAGCAGCCCGGUGUCCCUGGUGUUCCACGUCACCACCGCGCCCAAACACGGGUACAUCAUCAACCUGGGACAUGGAAACAACUCCAUCAACACGUUUACUCAAGCUGAUGUCGAUGACCUGAACAUCUGCUACGUGUUGCGGAACGAAGAUAACGCCACAUCCGACCUCUUCCACUUCUCUGUUGAGGACAACGGUGGUAACAAGCUGAAGGGACAGAAGUUCCGUCUGGACUGGUCCUGGAUCUCCCUGGAGAGAGAAUACUACGUGGUGGACGAGGAGGACAAGUAUCUGGAGGUGGUGCUCAGACGGAGAGGCUACCUGGGAGAGACGUCGUUCAUCGGCAUCGGCACCCAGGACGGCAGCGCAAAGAAGGACGAGGAUUUCAAGGGUAAGUCCCAGAGGCAGGUCCAGUUCAACCCGGGGCAGACCAGAGCCACGUGGCGGGUCCGGAUCCUCACUGACGGGAAGUACGAGCAGGCGGAGACCUUCCAGAUUUUGCUUUCCGAGCCGGUGAUGGCAGUGAUGGAGUUCCCCCCCACAGCGACAGUGGAGAUCCUGGACCCCAGCGACGAGUCGACUGUGUUCUUCCCCGAGCAGACCCACUCGGUGCAGGAGGACGUCGGGGAGCUUUUCAUCCCGGUGCACCGCAGCGGAGACAUCAGCCAGGAGCUCAUGGUGGUCUGCUACACACAGCAGGGAUCUGCCUCGGGAACGAUCCCCACCACCGUCCUGUCCUACUCAGACUACAUCUCCCGUCCUGAGGAGCACGGCAGCAUCCUCCGCUUCGACAAGGGCGAGCGGGAGAAGCAGUGUCGCGUGAUGAUCAUCGACGACUCUCUGUACGAGGGAGACGAGAGCUUCAAUGUCACGCUGUCGCUGCCCGUCGGGGGACGACUGGGAAAGCACUACCCCACCGCCAGGGUCAACAUCUUGGAGGACAUGGACGACGGGCCCUUCUCCGGAGCGCAGCUGAGAAUGCUCCAUAAACUGUGUUUAAAGGUGCAGUGGCACACGGAUGUCUACAAACAUGCACAUGUGACAUUGAGUUCCGACAGGGGGGACAAGGAGCAUGUGGUGGAGGUGGAGGUUCUGUUCGACGGCAUCAGAGAGAUGAGGGAAGCCUUCACUCUCCACCUGAAGCCUGAUGAGAACAUGGUGGCUGAAACUCAGGUUACUAAAGUCAUCGUGUACAUCGAGGAGACCAACAGCAUGGCUGACGUCACCUUCCCCUCCUUGCCUCAUGUGGUGUCUCUCCUCCAUUACGACCACGUCGCCAGGACACCAGACAACCUCCGCCCACCAGCCGGCUACCCUGUCAUCUGUGUGACAGCGUGCAACACCAAGUACCCAGACUACGACAAGACGGGCUCGAUCUGUGUCAGCGAGCACAUCAACAACACCUUGACCCGCUACCGCUGGCUCAUCAGCGCUCCGGCCGGCCCGGACGGCGUCACCAGCCCCAUGAGGGAGGUGGACUUCGACACCUUCUUCACCUCCUCCAAGAGGAUCACGCUGGACUCGGUCUACUUCCAGGCAGGCUCCCGGGUCCAGUGCGCUGCCAGGGCUGUGAAUUCGAAUGGGGACGAGGGUUUGGAGCUCAGCAGCCCCAUCGCCGCUGUCAGCCAGGAGGAAGGAAUGUGUCAACCACGUAAGAUGGGGACCGUUGGCGCCGAGCCCUUCUCCGCCAAGCUGCGCUACACGGGCACAGACGACCCGCAGCACCCCAACCUCAUCAAAGUGACUGUCACCAUGCCUCACAUCGAUGGCAUGCUUCCGGUCAUCUCCACCCGGCCGCUCAUGAACUUUGACCUGACCCUCAGCCCCGACGGAACUCGCGUCGGCAACCACCGCUGCUCCAACCUGCUCGACCACAGCGAGGUCACCACCGGCCACGGCUUCAUCACCGCCUCCACGGGCAGCCCCGAGAGCAUGGGAGACAUGGCGCCCUACCAGUUCAGCGGCGCCCUGCGGGGGAACGGCACGCUGCGCUUCUACAGGAACCUCAACCUGGAGGCCUGUCUCUGGGAGUUCACCAGCUACUACCACAUGUCCGAGCUGCUCACCGACUGCGGAGGCACCAUAGGGACUGAUGGACAGGUGCUGAACCUGGUCCAGUCCUACGUGACCCUGCGUGUGCCUCUCUACGUGUCCUACGUGUUCCACUCGCCCGUGGGAACCGGCGGCUGGCAGCACUUCGACCUGCAGUCCGAGCUGCGUCUUACGUUUGUGUACGACACAGCCAUUCUGUGGAAGGACGGCAUCGGCAGCCCCCCGCAGGCCGAUCUGCAGGGUGCGUUGUACCCGACCAGCAUGCGGAUCAAUGAGCAGGGGCGUUUGGUGGUGAACUUCCGCACCAAGGCUCGUUUCAGGGGUCUGUUCGUGGAGUCUCACUCUGGAGGCAGGAUCAAAAGAGCUGGAGCCUCCACGUCCUCCAUGGUGAUGAGUGUGGACCACCCCGGCCUGACCUUCAACCUCACAUUAGUGAGGAGUGAGCCCACCUACAACCAGCCCGUCCAGCAGUGGACCUUCACAUCAGACUUUGCUGUGAGAGACUACUCCGGGACCUUCACGGUGAAGCUGAUCCCCUGUACCACAGCACAGAACAUGGAGUACACUGUUCCACCGGUUUGCAGUCCCAGAGAACCCGUCACCUUCGACCUCGACAUCAGGUUCCAGCAAGUGAGCGACCCGGUUGCAGUAGAAUUCAGUUUGAACACUCAGUUGUUCCUGUUGUCUAAGAGGAGUCUGUGGCUCUCCGAUGGCUCCACAGGUUUCGGUCAGGAGAGCGACGUGGCCUUUUCCGAGGGUGAUACGAUCUAUGGCCGUGUGAUGGUCGACCCCGUGCAGAACCUGGGAGACUCUUUCUUCUGCAGCAUAGAGAAGGUUUUCCUCUGCACCGGUGCUGAUGGAUACGUCCCAAAGUACAAUCCCACCAAGUUUGAAUUUGGCUGCCUGGCUGACUCUCCAUCGCUGCUCUAUAGAUUCAAGAUUCUUGACAAGGCUCAGCCGGAGACUCAGGCCCGAGUGUUUGGUGACGUGAGUUUUAACGCUGCGCUGGCAGUGGACGAUCCGUCGGCCAUGUCCCUCGUCAGGCAGCCGGGCUCUGAUGGCUUCAGACUGGACUCCACAGCCAUGUUUCAGGUUGCCGCAGGCCGCGAGUGGUUCAUUCACACCAUCUACACAGUCCGAUCCAAAGAGAGCGCUAACAGAGGGAUCGGGAAGCGCAGCCUCGAGUACCACUCCAUGGUUUCCUCCAGCAGCGACCUGACCUCGAGUGUCAAAGGUCACCGCUCCAGGAGGUCAGCCGGCGAUGAGGUCCCAGAGGUCGCCGAGGAUAUCGGAGCCGACGACAACCGCGGCACCAACAUCAUGCACAUGGCUUUGGACCGCACCAAGCGGCGGGCGGCGGGGCUGAGCGAGAUGUUCGCCAACGGGCUGGAACCCAGUGAGCUGAACGCAGAGGAGGAAGAGGAGGGUCUGGUGACUGUGGUGGGGGCGCUGGUGGGCGUUCUGCUGACCGCACUCGUCGUGGUCUGCGUCGUGCUCGUGCUGCGAUCCAGACAGAAGGACGUGAAGGAGGGGUGGAGGGAGGGGGUGCAGGAGGUGGUGAAGGGGUCUGUGAGCACGGAGCCCAUGCUGGUGGUGAGGAUGCAGGACUGCCACAACAGCUCAGAGGUCUGAGCAGCGGACAGAUGGACAAAGGGAUGAGGGAGCUUUUAUAAAAACUUUGGGAUUUUCUUUUCUUUUCAUUUUUUUAAUUGAUAUAAAAUGUCUUUCAUAACACCAAAAAUCUGAUGAGAGGGAUCAUAUGCGUUAUUGGGUGUGAGUGUGCGCGUGUCUGCUUGUGGGGGGGGUUUCUACAGUAUAUUGGUUCCCUUAUGCACCUGGAUUCCAGCACAGAAACCAGUCCCACACACUUUACUUCACAUUCCAGCUCGUACUUGUCGUGGUAGCGUCAGGUUUCCAUUCUCUCUCCAACCGGCUUUGAGGUGUCAAAGUGCCUGAAGCAGCCAAGUCCCUUCAGGACGGGGUGAGUCACAGAGAGCAGCUCGUGUCACACAGCCACAGAUGUGACGUGGCAGGUGAA
Molecule: messenger RNA, 8977 nt
Organism: Pleuronectes platessa (European plaice)
Lineage: Eukaryota; Metazoa; Chordata; Actinopteri; Pleuronectiformes; Pleuronectidae
Product: FRAS1-related extracellular matrix protein 2
Exons: 20
Coding region: 16-8571 (2851 amino acids)
Biological process (GO): cell communication
Cellular component (GO): membrane
Source: RefSeq, a predicted model, not a curated record